AUAUAACCGUUAAUGUUUGCAAUAGAAAACUCUGCUUUAAGAUGUGCUUUUCUCAACUAAAAUUUAAAGAAUCUGAUCUUAUCUAUGUUAAAGUCUUAUUGAAGUGUGACUAAUUACGGUGAAACUUCACAUUGAAGUACAAUUUUGUGCAUAAGAAACAUCGUGGACUAUUUCUAUUAUCAAAUUAGUAACAAUUGAAAGCACAGCAACAAAGGCAGAAGCUUAACGAGUUAUUGUUGUGAAGCACGCCACACAGCUUUAGAAUGAAAUGGAGAUGCAAGGUGAGGCUGGUCAUGGACCAACAACAACAACAACAGCAACAGCAGCAGCAGCAGCAGCACCAGCAGCCGCAGCGACACCGACACCUGAAACGCCAAGAGGCGAAACAAGUACUACGACAACAUUCGCAUCGCAGUCACGCGAGUUCAGCUGUCGUGUGGCUCAAACGGCACAGCCCGAAGCCUGGCAGCCAUUCAUUAGCUGCGAGGCGGCCCAGGCCGACAGCAACAAUUCCUACAACAGCAGCAGCAACAUCACCAGCAGCACCAGCAACAGCAUCAGCAGCAGCAGCAACAGCAUCAGCAUCAGCAGCAGCAGUAGCACAACAUUCCAUUGCACAUUGCAGGGCUACGAUAGGGACGAGGAUAACGUGUUGUAUGCGUGCAGUGCCGUGCUCGAGGAGUCCGAGGCAGAUGCAGCCCUAUUAGGGCCAUGCAUACUAGACACGCAGCUAUCGAAGCCGCAGCAGGAGCCGUACGCGCAAUUCGAACUGGAAAUCAAUGGGACCGUUAGUGAUAAUGUGAGUGAUACGUUUAGUUUUAGUAGCAACUGCAGCCGAAAGUUGUUUCUAUGUGAGUCCGUGGACGAGGAGCUGCUGUGUCAGCUGCAGCUCGAGCAGGAGACUGUGAGCCCCACCACGCCGCAGACAGCGACCAGCUGGCAGAACUUUCGCAUCGACCUGGGCGAUGGCCUGUGGUCUUGGCUGAACUUCAGCGAGAUGGUUGAGAAUGUCAGCGGGGGCCACGGCAACGACAGCACCAACAAUUCAACUACGAGCUUGGACAUGAUACUGUCCAACUACACCAUAUCCGACACAACAAUGAGCACAACAACAACGGCGGCCGCCGACAUUGUCAUAUCGAGGAGCUUCCUGGACUACUCCCCACACGGCUACGACUGGCUCUUCUUGUUCGUGGUCUUUUUCAUAUUUGCCGGCGGUCUGGGCAAUAUACUUGUCUGCCUGGCCGUCGCCCUGGAUCGGAAGCUGCAAAAUGUCACCAACUAUUUCCUCUUCUCGCUGGCCAUAGCCGAUCUGCUCGUCAGCCUGUUUGUUAUGCCCAUGGGCGCGAUUCCAGCAUUUUUGGGUAAGUGCAUAACGUUUCCCAUCAAUUUUAAUAAAUGCAAUAGCACAGCAAGAAGCGAGCGAAAUUUCGAUAGGUUGGGCGGGCGCUUUACUAUACGCCCACAGCACGGCCAGCAACAGAUGCAGAUGCACGGCAGUCUCACCAGGAGCAGUUACGGCAACAACAAGUGUCUGGCAAGGGGCGGCAGCAAUCGCAAUGUUAACAAUGCAGAGACCGGAAUGGGUAUGGGCGUGGCAUCACGGACAAGGUGCACCAGUGCAGGCGGAGGUGGCAGCAAUAUUGACUGCAGCGAGCGACCAUUGAUGCAUCAGCGAGCCACAUCCAAUCGAAGUGUCCCCAGCGUCAGCUUUCGCAACGUGGCCAAUGGAGGCGGCUGCGACGGCGGCGGCAGCAACAGCAACAGCAACAAUAACAGCGGCAGCGGUAAUCGGAAUAAUACGGGACGCACUAACUUCCGACUUGCUGGCAGUGGCAUCUUGCGGCAAUCGUCCACCCCACCGACUGCGAUCUCGUCCACAUCUUUCUCGACGCGUGGCAAGGCACCGACCAGCAGCUUCUGGCGGAAGCGUCCGGGCGCCGGCAGUCCCUAUCUCCUGGAGAGCCAUCCGAAUCGACGGGCCUCGCUGCGCGGCAGCGUCUCGCAGCCACAAUUGGGUUACGCGACAAAUGGAAAUGGAGGACACGAGCCAGGUGGCGGAGCCAACGUGACUGGCGGAGCAACAGUUGCGACAAGCAGCUGCAUAAGUGCUGGAAGCGCUGGCGACGGCGGCCCAAGCAGAAAGAACUUAACCACCAUUCAAACACACAGUGGAGGCGGUGGCACUGGCACUGGCAAUAGCUGUGGCAACGGCAAUGAGAAUCAGCAGCAGGUGACGACAACGCGACGCCACAAGCUGCUCCCUUUCAAGCUGUCAUUCAAUCGAGUUGCCACGCCUACGCUGAACCUGAGAUUUCUCAACAAUCGCGCCAAGCGCAACAGCCUCUCGGCGAAUGCGGUGGCCACGGAGCAGAAGGCCACCAAGGUCCUGGGCCUGGUCUUCUUCACCUUCGUCCUGUGCUGGUCGCCGUUCUUCAUACUGAACAUCAUAUUCGCCGCCUGCCCCGAAUGCCAAGUGCCCGAGCAUGUGGUCAACACCUGCCUCUGGCUGGGCUACGUUUCCUCGACGAUCAACCCGAUCAUUUACACCAUCUUCAAUCGGACAUUUCGAGCGGCGUUCAUUCGUCUCCUCAAAUGCAACUGCGAACGCUCGGGCCGUCCGCUACGCUAUCGCUCCGUGACCGAAGGGCGCAGCGCCUUGAGUCUGUGCGCCCCCUCAGCCCUGCCGCUGGCCAUCUCGUUUCAGGGCGCACCACUAAUGACGCCAUCCACGACGAAUGCGACGCCGCUGAGUGAGUUCCGGAGCAGUUAUACAAUCAACGAAGACGAGCGCUAAGCAGAGCGUUCACUCGCGUUCAGAGAGUCAAACACGAAUUUAUGGGCUAUGUUGUUCAGAAAGUACAGGUAAACGAAGCAAACUACAAAAGGAUGUUCGAUGGGACGAAUUGGCGAUGAAUCGAAUAGUCAGACACACUUGAACAUGUACUUUAAG
Molecule: messenger RNA, 2953 nt
Organism: Drosophila navojoa
Lineage: Eukaryota; Metazoa; Arthropoda; Insecta; Diptera; Drosophilidae
Gene: 5-HT2A
Product: 5-hydroxytryptamine receptor 2A
Biological process (GO): serotonin receptor signaling pathway; chemical synaptic transmission; G protein-coupled receptor signaling pathway, coupled to cyclic nucleotide second messenger
Cellular component (GO): dendrite; plasma membrane
Molecular function (GO): serotonin binding; neurotransmitter receptor activity; G protein-coupled serotonin receptor activity
Source: RefSeq, a predicted model, not a curated record